This is a messenger RNA of Engraulis encrasicolus (European anchovy), 6492 nucleotides long. It is a transcript of the gene phactr4b, whose product is annotated as phosphatase and actin regulator 4b. The transcript has 14 exons. NCBI's taxonomy places the organism in Eukaryota, Metazoa, Chordata, Actinopteri, Clupeiformes, Engraulidae. Gene Ontology annotation, molecular function: actin binding. Bases 985 to 3990 code for a protein of 1001 amino acids. The record is from RefSeq and is a predicted model, not a curated record. Gene Ontology annotation, biological process: neural crest cell migration; actin cytoskeleton organization.
CAGUCGCACACACAUUCACACACAUUCACACACGCACACACACGCAUAUGCAGAAACUGGCUGCAGGGACUGAGCUACUAGACUAGCUCCCCACCACCUUUUACACGACAACUAGGAGCUACACGCUGAUCCCUACAAUACCUUCACCUACACAAUUCUUGGUUGCCAGGACAACAUAUUGACUCAUCCUUCGACACAUGUGAAGAGAGAGCGAGGGCGAAAGAGAGGAAAGGUGUCCGUUUCCCCACAAGGGUUGGGUCCUGGCUACAGUCUGAAUGGUCACUGUGCUGUCUAGGGACUCUGUCUGUGGGACUGUCUGUGUCUGUGUCUGCCUGGUUUUCGUGGAAAUGGACAGGCAGAGUACCUGAGCCGGAGCGCUUUCCUACCUGUGGGAUAUUAACUGGUCGUGUCGCGUGUGUCUCUCCUGUAACUAAAGUGCCGGAACUGUGACCUGGCGCAGCCAUGGCAACAGACCUGCCUGAGUUCUAUUCCAGAGAUGGGUCCGCCUGGAUGGCUAAUGGAUUUAUGAGCAUUCACAGUGCCUGACAUCUCGUCAGAGGAGAAAAGUGCAAAGUGGCCUGGCUGUUUCCUCCUUUCUCCUUUCUCCUCUGCCUGAGCGUCUUUCUCUGUGUGUGUGUGUGUCGUCUGUGACUUUCUCUCUUUGGGCUGUGUCUCACUCAGUCCUUUCCGCUUUUGUGUUUCGCCUGGAAGGCAGAACAGACUUCCUUCACCUGACCCACUAUGUGACCCCAUGGGCUAAAGGUCGGGUUUGGAACCUACUGUACAUGACAUCACAGGCAGCACUAUUUUUGGUGUCCAGACUGCUGGUGACAAGCCAAGAAAGGACGCAUACAUGGAAUUGCUAUUUUUUGUCUUUUUUCUAACCGUGUGUUCCACUAUGUCUUCUUCUGGAUCCUUUCUGUUAUUUGACGUACAGCCAUAAAGGACAAAGAGAAGGAUUGACCCCUCGCCUCCUCACAUCUAAUGGCCUGCUGUCUCUUCUCAAACCACCAUGGUAGCUGGAGUCCAGAUGAUGAAGGAGAGCAGCAGCAGCACAGCACGUCGCCUGUGGAGGGGGGCAUGGCGGGAGAUGGCACCCCCACCCCCAAACGCAAGGGCAAGUUCUCCACCCUCGGCAAGAUCUUCAAGCCCUGGAAGUGGCGCAAGAAGAAAAGCAGCGAGAAGUUCCAGGAAACUUCAGAAGUUCUGGAAAGAAAGAUGUCGAUGAGGCGGCCGCGGCAGGAGCUGAUUGAGCAAGGCGUCCUGAGGGAAUUACCUGACAAUGAGCCUGCUGAUGCUCACGUGUCCAAGCCGACAUACGUAAAGAACGGACACACGUUGCCAGUAGGGGGCCCCGGUCGGGGCCACGAGGCUGGAAGGCUACCCUCCGACCCAGAUCACCGUGGCAACCCCGCAUGGCACGCCCACCCGGACGAGCAGUGGGUGCGCAUCCCCCAAGACGGGGACCGCCGCGGGAUGCUAGGACUCCAGGACAUGGAUCGCCGAGUUUUGGGACCACAGGACUUAGACCGCCGUGGGAUGGUGGGGCACCAGGACGGGGACCGGCGCGGAGGCAUGGGACCCCGGGGUGGAGGGGGGCCUGGGCACGAGGACCCAAGGGAAGGGCGGAGGGGCGGCGUCGGCAGGCAGGGUGGAGAGGAGCGGAGGCCUGGACCGGGUUGGCAAGCGGAGGAUGGGAGGCGAGGUGGAGGAGGCCGAGGACACCCUAACGGAGAUAGGCGAGCAGGACUGCAGAAGGGACUGUCGGAGGACGGACGGAGGACGCGGACCGAGACGGAGUGGAAGCCCACCCUCCCCAGGCACGCGUCCACCGAGGAGGGGAGAGGACGGAGAGAGUCUGACAGUCACUACUCUCCUGACUCCGAGGUUGUGCGGGACACGCUCCGGGAGCCGUUGCCCCCCAAGCAAUCGGUGAUGCCCCCCAAAUGGCUGACCACAUCCACCACCUCCUCCAGCCCAGAGCCGGGCUCCGAGGGGCCCCCUCGAACGCCCGUCCACAACCCCCAGGUCGCCUUCUCCUCCUCCUCCUCCUCCUCGGCCGUCACCUCCUUAGGCAAGCCUCUCAGGUCCAUUUCCUCGGCAGGGGCCGUGAUGCCACCACCUUCUGGCAUGAUGGCGCUGCCCUCGUCGGUCUCUAGCCCCAGCGGUGGAGGAGGAGGAGGUGGGGGCACGCCCCAGGCCAAGCAGCCCCCGCUCCCACCCCCCAAGCCCGUCAACCGCAACAGCAACCCCGGCAUGCUGGCAGCUGCCAACCUCUAUGGGGGCGACAACCCCCAGCUGCCCCUCUACUGGUCCUGCUGGAAGCGGGAAGGAGAGUACGACGUCUACCUGUCCCUGCCUGUCUACCUGUGCAGGCGCCCGGGAGCGGUCCGUGCAGCUGAGAUCCACCAGAUCUCCGGCCACAACAUGGUGACGGCCAAGCCCUCUCCCCCCAUGCCCCCCAAGAGAACCACCCCCGUCACCAAGCGCAACACGGAGGACCCCUCCUCCUCCGCCUCCUCCUCCUCCUCCUCCAUCCCCACUCAGGGCACCGGCACCUCCUCUGCCCUCACCCCCGAGGACUUGCCCGGCCUCCCCGCAGGCUUCCAGCUGCCCCCACCUCCCCCCUCCCCUCCCCUUCCCUCCCCUACCCCGCCCUCCCCUCCCCGCCUCGCCAACCCCCACCCCCACCUCCUCCCCCACCAGCACUCCUACCCGCACCCCAUCCCGCAACCCAUCCCGCCGCCCCAGUUCGACCCCCCCAGCGAUGAGGACGACGAGGACGAAGAGGAGCCCCCCCGCCAGCCCCCGGCCGUGCCGCUGCACAUCAUGAUCCAGCGGGCGCUCAACUCGCCGGGCCCCGCCAUGCCGCACCCCGACAGCUCGCAGCGCUCGGCCCACGCGCUGCUCUUCGAGACGCCGCCCGAGUACGACAGGGACGCCCGCGGCAGGCCGCUCCAGGUCACCAUACAGCCACUCAAACUGCAUGACGGUGACGACUACUCCGACGAGGAUGAGGAGGAGGAAGACGAAGUGGACGAAAACGGCCACCCCAUGCACCACCCCCACCAUCCCCAUCACCUCCACCCCCACCACCUGCUCCCCCCGGACCACCUGCCCCCCUCCCAGCCGGCAGAGCUGGAGCCCCGCAGCAGACGCUGCAUGGUGGGGGAGCCCAGCGUCAGCAUCAUCCACGAGGGGCCAGACAGCAGCGAGGAGGAUGAGGAGGAGGAAGAGGAGGAGGAGGAGGGGGAUGGGAGGAUGGGGCAUCACGGAGGAGAGGAUAGCGACUCGGACGGGCCCGUGCUCUACAAGGACGAAGACUCGGACGAGGAGGAGGAGGACGAGCCCCCUCCCAGUGCCCUGGCCAGCCGAGUCAAGCGGAAAGACACGCUGGCGCUGAAGCUGAGCAGAGGCACCUCGGUGGACCGGCAGGCGGAGAGGGAGCGAGAGAGGGAGCGCGAGAGAGAAAGAGAGAGGGAGCGCGAGCGGGAGAGGGAGAGAGAGAGGGACCGUACGGUGCGGGAGAGGCAGCAGCAGGGGCCAGACUGGCCGGGUCGCGGCGAGCACACGGGGCUGUCCUGGCAGAGCAAGGAGCAGUGGGAGGCCAUCCGCGCACAGAUCGGCACGGCACUGACCAGACGACUGAGCCAGAGGCCCACAGCUGAGGAGCUGGAGCAGAGGAACAUCCUCCAGCCCAAGAACCAGGCAGACCGACAGGCUGAAGUUCGGGAGAUCAAGCGAAGGCUCACCAGGAAGCUGAGCCAAAGGCCCACGGUUGCCGAGCUGCAGGCCAGGAAGAUUCUGCGUUUCCACGAGUACGUGGAGGUGACGAGUGCACAGGACUACGAUCGCCGCGCCGACAAGCCCUGGACUAAACUCACCCCCGCGGACAAGGCUGCAAUUCGCAAAGAGCUGAAUGAGUUCAAGAGCAUGGAGAUGGAGGUGCAUGAAGACAGCCGCAUCUACACAAGGUUUCAUCGGCCAUAGCUGCCUCCUUCACUUGGACUGUGAAGCACUUAAGCUGCUGAUGUGCUACAUGGAGGAGAAAAGAUGUGCAUUUCUCGCUGGAGCCUCAGGGUCCUAGUGCAACCCAGCCCACUUUUUCGCUUUCCUUUCUUUCUUGCUGUCUUUGUCACUCUUCUCUGUCUGUCUGUCUGUCUCUCCCUGGCAGACUGCCUUUAACAUUUCUGAAUGUACUGUACAGACCAACAGGGAAAACUGGACCACUACAAAGCAAAAAAAAAGCAAACGAGAAAAAAAAACAGUCCCAUCUGCUCUCAUGUGUAAAUAUCAAAUCAACAAAUCCAAGGCAGUGGGAAGCGGCUGUGAUGAGCUCAGAGGAACGGAUGCAGUAUUUCUCCCCACCACAGGGAGGCAGUCAUGUGCCAAGACACCCAGAGCCGUACAUAAGAGAAUCAUCAGUGGCUCUGAAGACACUAGCGUGGCCUCUGGAGCCGAGGAACUAUAAGACACGCAUGUGCUAUAUCUCUAUGGGAGGAACCACUCCAGGGUUGCUAGUCAGUAUGUGUCCUCCUGUCCUUUCCUCUGGCAUCUGGCCUCAUUGGCGUGCGUGCCCACCUCCACGGACAAAAUUGUCCCUGUUGUUGACCAGUGCAGAGUGACUUUUAGGGAAUUUUCUUCCACUUAAUAUCCUGAUUGCUAAUGAGAGAAUGACCUUUUUAGUGAUGUUUUGGCAAGAUAUCGAGUGAAACAUUCGAUGACGUCAAGCCUUGCAUCACGAGUCCGGAGACCACAGGAAGGGACGGAGUGGACAAAGAUUGACUACCACCCCUUCAGUAUAUAUACGUAUAUAUAUACUGCAUAUCUAUGGGGACGAAUGUGUGUGGUUCCUCACUCGCUCCUCCACCACACACUCUCACGGCCUUCUGGGAGUAUUUCAGGAAGCAGACCCGCCUUCUCCCCCCUCCCCUCUCACUACACUUAACGUGUGGGUCAGGACAGUCCAACUGGAGACCACUGUUUACUCGCUCUCUCACUCAAUCGCUCACAUUUCACGUGGUAUAGCACAGCAUUUGUCUUGCUCUGUUGAGCUGUAAUAAAGAUUAUUUACAGUAAUAGUAAUAAAGACGAUAAUUAUGAGAAAAAAAAUAUCUAUGGUGACAAAUACAGUAAGCAUACAGUAAUAAUAAGUGUUAGUUUUCUGGAUUGACACGGAGAGAGUGGCUAUGGACAGCCAAAUGGACUGCAAAAGACUGUCCAAGCACGAAGGCACGAGCUCUGGGAUACGUGUUUAUACGUGCGCGUGCGUGCGUGUGUGUCUGUGUGUUUGUGUGCGUGUGCGUGUGCGCGUGCGUGUCUCUGUCUGUCUGCGCGUGUGUAUAGGAUGUUGUAAUAUUUUGUCACUUAGACUGACAGUUCGAAGAGUUAUUAUGAUAAGAUGACUGUAAGUGUCAAAGGUUUUAUUUUAUUUUAUUUUAUUUUGAGCACCUCUCUAUGGCCUUUUAUUCUUUGCUAUGAAACCUUUGAUAAAGGUUAUCAUGCUACCGUUGCCAUUUUAGCUACCGAUUUAGAAAACAAAAGAAAUUUGAGGUGAGUUUUAGAAGUAUUAUUAGAUGCAGGGUCUUUUGUCCGUUUUUUUAUAUGUUUUAAUAUUCCAAUCUUGGGAUCGCAUAAAGAACAUUUAAUAUAGCUGCUGCUGUCAUAAGAGGAGGCAAAGAUCAGGGUUAUUCCACAUUGACGUUUUAUGAACAUGUUACUCAGAUUUUUACACAAGGUCAACACAUGUUUAAUCUGAAAUCAGCACGCUAAUUUGUGCAGACAUGCCAGGCUCUGUAUGCCCUCUGUGUCCAAAAUUGCACUGAAAUGAUGGGUUUUUUAGUCAAAUGAAGGCAAUUACUCUUUAAUAUGAAGGUUCAUAGAAAUAAUUCAGACAAACUUAAUGAAAUUAAUUUAUAAUCCUGUAAUCCUGUAGCAGACAGGGGCGUAAUUUCAGUCAGAGAAUUAUUGAUAUUUUUUUCUGUUUGGUCUGUGAUUCAUGGCCAGUGAAGAGGGUGUUCCAAUGUAUAGAUUGAUUGUGUAGAUUAAACUGACUGUGUAUAUCUGGUCUUCCUUUUAUUUUGAAAAAUAUUUUAAAUAUAAUAAAUGUGAUAUAGGUUGCUAUUUUUUUAAGCACAAAAUAGUGUAUGACUACGAUACCUCUACCAGAAUGCAUUCUGUAGAGAUGUAUGUUUUACUUUUUUCCUUUCUUUUUUUUGGGAAAUAUGACAGUAAUAUUUCAGUAACUGAUAACAUUUCUCAUUAGCUGUAAAAAUCAUCUGAAAACCCCAAUUAAAUGCUUGGAGUGUUAAGAUGCUCAUGUUUGUGUGCAUAAAAUUGAUUUUAUGUUUAUAAUCCAUGAAACAUGCUUGCACAUCACAAAUAAAUUCAUUGGUAUUUGUCGUUACUACCCGUGAAGUGAUCAUGUCUGUCACUCAGCUCUGACUGGGCUCCACAACUUCUCUUGAUCUGAGGGCUACCUGCAGGAUGAGA